AUGAUUGUAGUUGAUCAAAUAUUCCUAUUCUUAAAGUAUUUUGAACCAAGAUCGAUCAGUUUAAAUUUGAUAUUCCUUACAACAAUCCGUCAAGUUAUACUAUAUCAAAUUCAACUACCACAUAGUAAAAGCAUCUUAAAACUCAUGUUGUUAAUCUCUCAACUAGUAUUUUAUCAUCUCCAAGAAAACAACCCUCAAAUUUUUGAAUUGAAUACUUGCCUUAUGUAUAUUCAUCUUGCUAAGAACACACAAUAGACAAUAUAUAUCUCAAUGAUACAAUAGUUGAUUUUAUAUUUGACUGAGGGUUCUAUUUAUAAACCUAAAUAUAUGAUAUUUUAUACUUUACUUACAUCAACUUUAUACACUUAGGCUAAAGCCUGUGCUUCCAUUCCUCUUACUUGUGCAUCAAUCCUUGACGUAGAUCUCUGUAAAACUGUUAAAGAUUACAAUUUUAAUAACAUUUGUCAAUUGAGUUAGACCACCUAUGAUUGUGAGAAAAUACCUCAUACACAAAUUCCUUGCGAUUAAUACUCUAAUGAAUACUCAUGCAAACAUUAAGCAUAUAAAUGUAUGUGGGAUGGAUUUGAAGUUGGACAUUCAUUUUACUCAGAAAUAAGUGAGUCAGAGAAUACUGAUGGAAACUGCAUUGAUUUUACGUAUACCAACAUUUAAUUAAGAUAGAUGUUAAUAUUUUAAUAACCGUAUUUCAUGCGGACCAUAUGCUGAUGUAUCAUGUGAUUGGUAAAACGAUGAAUGCGUUGAAGUAACAAAAUGUGAGGAUUUCAAAACUAUAAGUGGAUGCAUAAAGUCUAGAUUGCAAUAUAAGUAUCCCAUAAAAUCAAAUGUAGAUGUGCAGCACUUGUCGAUGGGAAGGUUGUUGACUAAUCUAAGAGAGUAGUGCCCGAUGAGAUAAAUCUAUAGUGUUUAAUAGAAGAUUGCAAACAUAAAUUAAAAAUGGCUGAUUGUAAAUUUGUUAAUGGAGUUCAAUGUAUUUGGAGAAAUAAGUAGAUCAAAAUAAUUAAAUGUUAGUGCAUGUUCCAAAUGCUCAGAUUAUCUUACUUAUGACUCUUGUGUGAAAAAUUAAGGUUAGUGUUAUUGGAACAUGAAUCAAUGUAAAAAUAUUGAGUAAGAUUGUUUUAAGAAUAUUUAGAUGCUAACUGCUGAGCAAUCCUACUAUGUGCAAUUUUAAGAAAGAGUAGUGCAGAUGGAAUUAAUAAAAAUUUGAAUGUGAAUUGAAUUUGGAAAAAGCUGAUUCUCAUUGUUAUGAGGAAUAUAUUUCGACUUAAAGCAAGGCUUUUUAGAAGGAUAUAAUUUUAUUAAUGAUUCUGAUUCUGAUUUAUUGA
Molecule: messenger RNA, 1343 nt
Organism: Paramecium octaurelia
Lineage: Eukaryota; Ciliophora; Oligohymenophorea; Peniculida; Parameciidae
Source: the annotation of a GenBank genome assembly